UGGACAAAGUAGUUUUUUCCUUUAUUACAAAUGAGUAAUAAAAGGUUCAACGGAGGUCCGGACGGAUUCCUAUGAGCCGCAUGACCGACGGAUCGACAAAAUUCUGAGUCUGAGAUAUGGAGAAACUUAAAUCCUUGGUUCCAGACAGCUUAAAGCGGAUGGUGGCAGAGAGCACACCUGAUAGUCUCCCACUAACAUGUUCUUCUCUCCUCAACUUUUUCUCUGACAUGGAGGUCUUUCACCAAAUGGUUAGAGAUUUGACGGAUCCAGAAAGGGCUCUCUGUGGUAAGAAUAAGGAUGCGGCUUUGGAACUGAAGCAGAAGGGUAAUCAGUGCUUCUUGAACGAAGAUUACGGUUCAGCUCUGACUUGCUAUUCUGAGGCACUACGACUAGCUCCCGUCGAUGUUGAUGACAUGGACAAGAAUCUGGUUGCAGCUUUAUAUGUGAAUCGGGCUUCUGUACUGCAUAAACUAGACCUUUUGAUGGAGGGCCGACGAGACUGCAAUCGAGCCCUUCAGAUUUCUCCAAGCUAUACAAAGGCAUGGUAUAGGAGAGGUAAGAUGAAUGCUUCUCUGGGAAACUUUGAAGAUGCAGUCCAUGACUUGAAUAUAGCUAAGAAUUUGGAGUUAUCAUUCGGUGGACAGAGACAAAUAGAAAGUGAGCUCAGGAUAAUUACAGACAUGUUUGAGAGGACAGAAAGUUCACUCGUACAGCAUAAGGAGAAUGAGUUGGAUCUUUUAGAUGAGCCAGACCAAAUAAAACUGAAGUGUGUCAUCACACCAAAUAAAGGAAGAGGUAUGGUGGCACCAAGUGACAUCCCUCCAGCUUCCUUGGUUCAUGCUGAAGAACCUUAUGCCCUGUUGCAGAUAAUAUCAAAGCAUUGUCGAGAAACUCAUUGCCAUUACUGCUUGAAUGACCUACCACCAGAUAAGGUCUCAUGUACAUCAUGUUCUAUACCUCUGUACUGCUCGCAGAGGUGCCAAAUACGAGCAGGAGGACAAAUGCUCAGGAAUCAUCAAGUGAAACAUGGCAUUCAAGGAAAUAUAUCUCAUAAUCUUGACACAUAUAUUUCAGAGAUUACCCUGGGCAAUGAUUCUGAAUCAGAUGUUGACAUUCCUGAACAUAAGCAUGAAUGUCAAGGUGUACACUGGCCCACAGUAUUUCCUUCUGAGAUAGCUUUGGCUGGACGGGUGCUAAUAAAAUCUUUGGCAGAAAGAAGUCCAGUUGCUAAUUUUGUGGACAUGUUGAACCUUUCUCAAAAUUAUCCACAAAUUCAUCCAGAAAGCAAAUUGGAGUUACAUAUAUACUCCAUUAUAUUGCUAUAUUGCCUUCAACAUUCUUCACGCACUGAACUUUUACUAAAUGGGACUUCUAUAGCACAGAUUGUCAUACUUAUAUCUCAAAUUAGGGUGAAUUCUAUGACAAUUUUUCGUAUGAAAUCAGCUGAUGUUAAUGGUCCACUGCAUCAGUUCGGAAAAUUUUCACACAGCGAGGUUUCUUUAACUAGUAAUGUGGAGCAGGUCAAAGUAGGUCAAGCUAUUUAUAGAGUUGGAAGUUUGUUCAACCAUUCUUGCCAACCAAACAUUAGUGCGUAUUUCGUGUCACGUUCCCUUUUUAUAAGAACAACGGAGUUUGUGGUGGCAGGGUGUCCCCUGGAAUUGUCAUAUGGUCCACAGGUUGGCCAGUGGGACUGUAAAGAUCGUCUAAAGUUUCUAAAAGAUGAGUACUCAUUUAGAUGUGAGUGCAGAGCUUGUGCAGAAGUGAAUCUCUCUGACCUUGUUCUCAACGCUUUUCAUUGUGUCAGUCCAAAUUGUCCCGGCAUAGUGUUGGAUAGCUGUGUAGUCAACUGUGAAAAACAGAAAACUAGGCACGUCCAAAGUGCCACCGGAAUAAGCAGCUUGGAGCCCUAUAUGCAGGUUGAUAUGUUGAAAUGCCUUCCAAGCAAUGGCUCCCUUCGUAUUGAUCCUGGAUAUUGUUUGAAGUGUGAUUCUUAUUGUGAUCUGGAAUCUUCAUUUGCUGCAGUUAAUAGAGCUUGGAUUUCCAUAACAAGGUUGAAGGAUACAAUGGUUUCAGGAGUAUUCUCAAGCACUGUCCUUACGGCUGCACUAAAUUCUCUUUGUCUGCUAAGAUCAACUUUGCAUGCAUAUAACAAGCGCAUUUCUGAAGUAGAGGACAAUCUAGCUGAGGCAUUUUGUUUGGUUGGAGAAUUACAACUGGCCGUGGACCAUUGUAAAGCAUCAAUUGAGAUUUGUGGAAUACCUCCUAAAUUUGUCCAACUAGCCAAAAGUGCCACCAUUGUGGUGGGCACCACCUAAGUUAACUCUAAUAUGCUGAACACCUCAUCCCACAGCACUCCAAAACAUCACAACGCAAUAGAAAAUGAUCCACAGUCUCACCACUCUUCUUGCACGUGUAGCACCAAUCGAUUAUGAUCACCCUGUGUUUUUGCAAAUUAUCCAUUGUCAAGAUCUUACCAGAGAAGCUGUCCAUUCAAAGAAUGUAGCUUUGGGAGGCGCCUUAUUGCGCCAAAUCCACCUCCAUGGAAACUUAAUGUUCUACACCUGUGUGAGAGACUUAUAGAACGAACGAACCGAAAAUGUGCCUUUACCUGUAGGUACCCACCACAUUGUGUCAUUUCCUUGGUUGCUCGAUCUCAAGGAAUACAAAAGCCGAAAAAAGUCCUCAAAACUGCCAACUUCCCAAUCUUGGGCUGCCAUACUUAAGUUAAUGUUCCACUGUAUUUGAUCCCUAGCUAUCACCAUAAAAUCAGCAACUAAAGCUUCUUUCUCACAUGCAAUCAGGAAUAUUGAGGGGAACGAGUUUUUUAGGGCAUUAUUUCCACACCAUAUGUCGCUUCAGAAUUUUAUUCUAGAGUCAUCUCUCAACACGAUUCUAGCAUGACGAGUGAACACCCCCCACCCCCGACUAAUAUGCUUCCAGAUCCCCGG
Molecule: messenger RNA, 2948 nt
Organism: Juglans microcarpa x Juglans regia
Lineage: Eukaryota; Viridiplantae; Streptophyta; Magnoliopsida; Fagales; Juglandaceae
Product: SET and MYND domain-containing protein 4
Exons: 16
Coding region: 117-2315 (732 amino acids)
Molecular function (GO): protein binding
Source: RefSeq, a predicted model, not a curated record